Molecule: messenger RNA, 612 nt
Organism: Peniophora sp. CBMAI 1063
Lineage: Eukaryota; Fungi; Basidiomycota; Agaricomycetes; Russulales; Peniophoraceae
Source: the annotation of a GenBank genome assembly
AUGAGCUCUUCGAGAUCUUGCUCCAGAUACCUAGGCCUGUGCACCAUUCGAGUAUACGCACUAUUGACAUGCCAACUGUACCUGGUGUCGACGGCUAACUUUGACAAUCCUGUCAUCUUCUGGUCGGCGGGUCCCCUCUGCACCACUAUACGGGCCAAAAGCGACGCUACACGACUGGCAAUGGCUUGGGGCACUGUGCUGCUGUACGACAUCCUCAUCUUCUUUUUGACCGCCUUACGAGCUUUUCGCGUGUGGAAUGCGGGCUCUGUUGUGCAUGUCAUCCUCCGAGACGGCGUUAUGUACUUCUGCGCCCUAACUGCUGCAAACGUCUUGAACAUCGUGAACUUCCUGGCUGCCCCACCACUGCUCAAGCCUGCCUUCGCGUCUCUCACCAACGUACUCUCCGUCACGUUCGUCUCGCGUCUCAUGCUUAACCUACGCUCGAACUCGAACUCCGAUCCAUCUCUCGAAGGGGAUAUGGAGCUCCAUCCUACGCAGGCAGAUCUCGACACCGUCAUCUUGGAUGUCGAAACGCACCGGUUUAUGGCCAGUAUGCUCAGCCCAGAAGGGUCAACUGGCUUGGACUCGCCUACCGGUGGCCCUGACUCUUGA